AUGUGCGAAGGCUCUGUUCUACGCACGACCGAGAAAACCGGGUAUUUCAGCGUAAUCAACGAUCAAAUCUGCAACCAGGAAGCUGAUCUGGACCGUCCAGAUGGCAACCACGCAAAUCACGACCCUUCGUAUGAAGAUAGAAUAGACGGUGUUGACGAGAUCACUCCUUUAGUAGAUGAAUUUGUCAUCGACAACGAAGUACUCGACGUGGAUGGUCAUGUAAAAGGAUUCACUUCUAUACCCGAGGCCAUUGAAGACAUCCGCCGCGGCAAGUUUGUGAUUGUGGUAGAUGAUGAAGAUAGAGAAAAUGAAGGAGAUCUUAUAAUGGCGGCAUCCAUAGUCACUCCAGAAGCCAUGGCUUAUAUUGUAAAGCAUGGUACCGGAAUUGUGUGUGUGAGCAUGAAAGAAGGAGACCUUGAGAGGUUACAACUUCCUCUGAUGGUAACGCACAAGGAAAACGAGGAGAAACUUCGCACUGCGUUCACCAUUACAGUGGAUGCCAAAGUUGGCACAACCACUGGAGUGUCUGCCAAAGAUCGAGCAAAUACAAUCUUAGCUCUUGCAUCUCACCAUUCAAAGCCGGAGGAUUUCAACUGCCCCGGUCACAUCUUUCCUUUGAAGUACAGGAAAGGUGGUGUUCUAAAAAGACCGGGAUGCACAGAAGCUGUGGUGGAUCUUGCCAUACUAACAGGUUUAAACCCCAUAGGAGUACUAUGUGAGAUUGUGGACGAUGAAGAUGGUUCAAUGGCUAGAUUGCCCAAGCUUCGUGAAUUUGCAAGGAAAGAGAAGUUGAAAAUUAUUUCAAUUGCGGACUUAAUCCGGUUUUUACAGACUUAUAUGGCAAAUCCACAGUCAAAAAAAGCUUAA
Magnolia sinica is the source of this 867-nucleotide messenger RNA. RefSeq names its product probable bifunctional riboflavin biosynthesis protein RIBA 1, chloroplastic. Gene Ontology annotation, cellular component: chloroplast. The transcript is spliced from 5 exons. Gene Ontology annotation, molecular function: 3,4-dihydroxy-2-butanone-4-phosphate synthase activity. Bases 1 to 867 code for a protein of 288 amino acids. Lineage: Eukaryota; Viridiplantae; Streptophyta; Magnoliopsida; Magnoliales; Magnoliaceae. The record is from RefSeq and is a predicted model, not a curated record. Gene Ontology annotation, biological process: riboflavin biosynthetic process.